AUGGCACCUAUAGACGGAGCAGAAGUCGCAAAGCACAAUAACAAGAAAUCGAGCUGGAUAGUACUAGACUCGAAAGUGUACGACAUCACGUCGUUUCUCUCGGAGCAUCCGGGGGGUGCUGCGAUCUUGCUAAAGCAAGCCGGUUCAGAUGCAACAACUGAGUUCAAAAAGUACCAUCCCUUGGACUAUGUCAACGAUCUUCCAGCAGGCAGCGACCUGGGACCUGUUGACUCAAAUACUCUAGCACAAUUGAGAGUACCGAAAGAGGUAGAAGCCAAGCCUGCUUCCUCGACAGGCGAUAAAAUACCCCAUGUUUCCAUGAUCAUUUCCGCCCCGGAUUUCGAACGUGUGGCAAAAUCUGUCCUCCCACAUAAAGCAUGGGUAUAUGCCUCGAGCUCUGCAAACACAGGCCUGUCUCUGAAAACCAACCUCAGCGACUGGUCACGUAUCAACUUUCGGCCUCGUGUCCUAAGAAAUGUUGGUGACGUGGAUACACGACGCUCGAUUCUCGGCCAACGCUCACAAUAUCCGUUCUACAUCUCACCCAUGGGGACCCUAGGCGUUAUUCACCCCGAAGCGGAACCGGAAAUGGUAAGAGGAGCGGUGCGCAAGGGAAUCCAUAUGGUCGUCAGCACGGCAUCUACAAAGCCCACAGUGCAGAUUAUGCAAACUUAUGUGGACGAAGAGAAGAGAGUGAAGGGUGCUAGUCCCUCAAAACUCUUUUUUCAAUUUUAUAUGCCAAUCAACAGGAAUAAGGCCUAUGCAUUGUUAGGAGUUGUAAAGAAAGCCGGAUACAAGGGACUUUGGAUUACUGUCGACACACCCGUUCUCGGAAAACGCACGGCGGAUCGUGUACUUCAGGCAGAGGAAGCUUUAGCGGUUGGUGUGGAAGAAGACUCUACAGCGAAAUGGGAAGCUGGGAACGAAAAUACUUUUGCACCCGCUAUUGGUGGAAGAGUGGCGACGGGCCAGUUAAGUCCACAUACCACAUGGGAAGAUUUGUUAUGGAUUCGGAAAGAGUGGAACGGACCAAUUGUAUUAAAAGGUAUUCAAUGCGCCGAAGAUGCCAAGCUUGCGUUAGAAUAUGGGUGUCAAGGAAUCCUCCUUAGCAAUCACGGAGGGAGGCAAGCACAUUCUGCUCCAAGUUCACUACUAACAUUACUCGAAAUCCGUACAUAUUGUCCCGAAGUUAUAGAAAAACUGGAAAUCUAUCUAGAUGGUGGUCUUCGAGACGGCGCCGAUGUCCUGAAGGCGCUCUGUCUUGGAGCUACAGCAGUCGGUGUUGGGCGGCCAUACCUGUAUGCUUUAGCUGCAUAUGGGUCGCAGGGCGUUGAGAGAUGCACAGAUGUGCUCUCUGAGGAGUUGGCAACAGGGAUGAGGCUUCUUGGAGUCACGUCGCUGGAUCAACUUCGACCGGAAAUGGUAAAUAUGACGCCACUUCUGAAUGAGAUGUGGCGCCCUGAUCCUAUACUCUUACGAAGUCGCUUGUAGUAUAUAUGCUUUUAUCCGAA
Messenger RNA from Lindgomyces ingoldianus, 1511 nucleotides. Its product is annotated as mitochondrial cytochrome-like protein b2. The transcript has 3 exons. NCBI's taxonomy places the organism in Eukaryota, Fungi, Ascomycota, Dothideomycetes, Pleosporales, Lindgomycetaceae. The coding region runs from base 1 to 1491 and encodes 496 amino acids. The record is from RefSeq and is a predicted model, not a curated record. Gene Ontology annotation, molecular function: heme binding; oxidoreductase activity.